Salvelinus sp. IW2-2015 is the source of this 2205-nucleotide messenger RNA. Its product is annotated as transmembrane protein 119. Gene Ontology annotation, cellular component: plasma membrane. Lineage: Eukaryota; Metazoa; Chordata; Actinopteri; Salmoniformes; Salmonidae. The record is from RefSeq and is a predicted model, not a curated record. Gene Ontology annotation, biological process: ossification; positive regulation of osteoblast differentiation; positive regulation of osteoblast proliferation.
UUAUGGGAACAGCCGAAGAACCCUUUUAGGUUCUAGAUAUAGAUAGCCCUUGUCUAGAACCUAAAAGUAUAGCUUCGGUGUGUAGAAUGUGUAUAAUAUGGGAGAGUGAAUAAGGUACCGUAUGUGACUGAGUAAGGUAUGUGACUGAGUAAGGUAUGUGACUGAGUAAGGUAUGUGACUGAGUAAGGUAUGUGACUGAGUAAGGUUUGUGACAGAGUAAGGUAUGUGACUGAGUAAGGUAUGUGACUGAGUAAGGUAUGUGACUGAGUAAGGUAUGUGAUUGAGUAAGGUAUGUGACAGAGUAAGGUAUGUGACUAAGGUAUGUGACUGAGUAAGGUAUGUGACAGAGUAAGUGCAAGUGAAUUCAAUAAAUUCCGAAAGGCCUUGAUAGUUAUUGUUAAGGAGGCCCAAAAUGUUUCAGGGGGUUAAGUGCAUGUAAGAAGACAGAGGGGGCAAGCCAAGUGACAAACAAUUUAUCCAAUACAUUGUCUGUGGUUAGUCGAGUCUCUGUCUAUUCCCCAGUUAAAACCCAGAGCGGUGAUUGUCUCCUCACUCUGAGCUCAGCCAGCUUGCUGCAGUGUUGACUCUGGCCUUGAGCAUCCAGAACAGGGACCGUAGAGCUGAGUUGAGCCGAGCCCCUAGGCCCUGCCCCCACAUCACAUUAGACUACUGCCUAACAAGAACAAUCUGUGUGGAGCCAAGGAGCCCAGUCCUUUUCUGGGAAGCAAGGCAGCCAGAGAGGGAGGAGGGGAGGAAAGGGGGAAGGAGGGAUUUGUCCCGAUGGCAAAGAACUUUACAUUUUAUUUUUUCUGUGCCGAUCAGAGAAACCUCCAGUCUGAAAUCUAAAACUGUAGAAUUACUGUUGGAGGAGGUGAGUCAGGCACAUUCCCAUCCUCUCAGUUCAUUUCCCCAUCCAUUUUCCUCAAACUCUAAAGCAUCCACAGUUCUAGAGGAGCCUUUUCUGUGUGUGACCACUUCUGUGGGUGGUCCUACAGGAGAUGAUGUUCCUCAUGGCACUUCAUCUUAUUGGUCUGUUGGUGACGCUGUGGUCCAGCAGCCCCAGUCUGGCCACACCCCUCCCUUUCAACAUUUCAUUGGAGGGCAGUGCAGAGGGGGAGGAGCUAGACAGCCUCAUUGACACCCCUUCCCCACCUGCCACCAGUGGCCCCGCCUCGGAGUCCUCAACCACCUCACUUGGCUCCACCCACRUAGAGCACUUCCUGCUCAGCCAGAUGGUUCACUUCCUGCAGGAUAACCUGUUCCUCAUCCUAGUUUUCUUCACACUCUUCAUCACUAUCUUCCUCAUUCUCUGCUGUGCUUGCAUCAUGAGCCGCAAACGAAAGAUCAAUGCCUACUACCCCUCGUCCUUCCCCUCUAAGAUGUACGUGGACCAGGGGGACAAGACCGGAGGUACCAAGCUUUUCAACGAGGUGCYAGAGAAACCCUCCAACCGGCAGCAGGCUGAGCCAGUGGACUCCAGCAAGAAGCUCCAUCAUGACAUCAUGAAGGCAGCCAAGAACCUCCGCACUCUCUCCAAGCCUCCCCUGGGAGAGCGAGAGGGAAAAGACCCCACACAGAUAUCUGCAGCAGCAGAGAAAAGUCAUGAGGUGAAUGUUCAGGCUGUGGGAGAAAUAAUAGAGAAAGACAAUCAGCCAUCAAAUCCACCAGAGCUGAGUGAGGAGGAGGAAUGCCAGCUCUCAGUCAAUGAAGCCCAACAUAGCAGCUGCCCUGAGCAGUCAGAAAUCCUUCCGGAACAGACAGGCCUAAAAAAGGAUGAUGAGUCAUUCACAGGAGCUGAGUCUCCAUCUGGCCAAGGGCACUCACAGGCUCAGCAGGAAGAGGACAGGCAAGAGGACUCCACUGUCACACUGUCUAUUCCGUUGAUCACUGGAGAGAAAACAGCAUUUUAGCUAUGCUCUCGACACUAUGUUUGAUCUCAAUGGUUUUGACCAAUUUUGCAUGAGUGACAAUCUUUAAGGCAAAGCUGUCAGCUUUGUUUACCGCUCUUUGGAUUUACCAAAUUAUGUCUGUUCAGUUGUAUGUAAUCAUAUAGUUGAUUUACUUCUGUUUCCCAGGAGCCAUCUUUCAAUGUAUCUCUCUCUAAAGGGUUACACUAAGUAACCUGCCAUCUUUCAAUGUGUCUCCCUAAAAGUAUACACCUAUGUGACCUGCCAUCUUUCAAUGUCUCCCUAAAAGUAUAACACU